Messenger RNA from Neltuma alba, 1809 nucleotides. Its product is annotated as leucine-rich repeat extensin-like protein 4. Lineage: Eukaryota; Viridiplantae; Streptophyta; Magnoliopsida; Fabales; Fabaceae. The transcript has a single exon. Bases 298 to 1560 code for a protein of 420 amino acids. The record is from RefSeq and is a predicted model, not a curated record. Gene Ontology annotation, molecular function: protein binding.
GCGUGUGUGUUUGCAUAGCCAUCGAGGAUAGAGCUGUACUGCUGUAGGCUGUAGCCCAAAAGCCUAUAAACUGGUGGUCGCGUAUAGUGUUUGUAAUUAAGUUCACAUCACUCAUUGUUUCAAUAAUAUCCAAGCUUUUAAUUGCACAACGGGUAUAAUGGAGUCAAGAAUUUCUGGCAAGGCCAAUUAAACCCCACCAGUACACUGCUCUGUUUCUCUUUAAUGCUGCUUCGAGCUUAUUUGGACAAUCUUACAGGGGACACCAUCAAGUAAGCGUCUUGGUCUUCUAAGCUCAGAAUGGGGAAGGCUUGGAUGAUCCUGGCUUUUGAUCUCCUCCUCCUUCUCCACCUUAACCUUCAUCUCGAUGCAGCAAGAGCAGCCUUUGGCGUCGGCGGCGGCAUUGGCGUUGGUGUAGGUGUUGGUGGCGGCGGCGGCGGGGGAGUAGUUUGGGUCGGCGGUGGCGGGAAUGGCGGUUCUCCGGGGUCUUCUCCAGUGCCGAAGCAGGACAAAGCUUACAUGGCUCUGCAGGCAUGGAAAGCCGCGAUAACGGAGGACCCAUUGAGGAUUCUGGAGAGUUGGAAUGGUUCUAACGUGUGUUCUUACAAAGGGGUGUUUUGUGCCAAUCCUGAGGAUGCAUCAGGUGGGCCUGUGGUCGCCGGAAUAGAUCUCAACCACGCGAAUCUCAGAGGAAGUCUUGUGAAAGAGCUCUCUUUGCUCACUGAAAUGUCUCUUCUUCACCUCAACAGCAAUAGAUUUACAGGUACAGUUCCUGAUACUUUCAGAGACCUCUCGGCUCUUGAAGAGUUAGACCUCAGCAACAACCAGCUCUCUGGUCCUUUCCCCACGGUGACCUUGUCAAUGCCCAGUCUGGUUUACUUGGACAUCCGAUUCAACUCUUUAUCUGGACCACUCCCUGAUGAUGUUUUCAACAAGAAUCUGGAUGCCAUUUUUCUCAACAACAAUCAAUUUGAAGGCGAAAUCCCCCAAAAUCUGGGCAAUUCACCUGCUUCGGUCAUAAAUUUAGCAAACAACAAGUUCAGUGGGGACAUCCCAGCGAGUUUUGGCUUCAUGGGUUCUAAGCUAAAGGAGAUUCUCUUCCUCAAUAACCAGUUAACAGGGUGCAUUCCUGAAGGGGUUGGGAUCUUCACACAGAUGCAAGUUCUGGAUGUGAGCUACAAUUCAUUAAUGGGUCAUUUGCCAGAUACAAUAUCUUGUUUGCAAGACAUUGAAGUUCUCAAUUUGGCGCACAACAAGCUUUCUGGAGAAGUAUCGGACGUGAUCUGCUCACUGAGGAACCUGUUGAAUCUAACGGUUGCUUAUAAUUUCUUUUCUGGGUUCAGCCAGGGAUGCUCAAGGCUUUCCGUUAGGAAUGUGGGUUUUGAUUUCUCAGAUAAUUGCAUUCCUGGGAGGGACAUGCAGAGACCUCAGCCAGAGUGUUCUGUGAUCCCAGGCGGUGGCUUGAAUUGUCUCAGAAUCCCAACUCCGAAGCUUGUUUGUGGUUCGCUUGGUGUAAGUCUGUCUAAGCGCGAUCAUCCAACUCCAUCUUCUUCUUCGCCUUGAUAUUUAUUUCACCACAUGGUUACAGGUUGGCCAUGGCAGUUCUGUUAAUUAAUGCUAGCAAUUAUGAUUCGACCUUGCUAAUUUAAUUCUUCGUGGAUCCGUUAUAUCUGUUAGCUAAUUUACUUGGCCUGCACGGAUAAAGAUAUGUCUCGAAAUAGAAGGAAACGGAUUUGCGAGACUUUUAAUAUAUAAUUGACCACCAUAUUAAUAAUAAUACUACUCUACUUGUGUGAUUGACAUGCAGGACAA